Chinchilla lanigera (long-tailed chinchilla) is the source of this 1612-nucleotide messenger RNA. RefSeq names its product serine dehydratase (gene Sds). The coding region runs from base 290 to 1300 and encodes 336 amino acids. Gene Ontology annotation, molecular function: L-serine ammonia-lyase activity; threonine deaminase activity; pyridoxal phosphate binding. The record is from RefSeq and is a predicted model, not a curated record. NCBI's taxonomy places the organism in Eukaryota, Metazoa, Chordata, Mammalia, Rodentia, Chinchillidae. Gene Ontology annotation, biological process: L-serine catabolic process; L-threonine catabolic process. The transcript has 8 exons.
CACUUUGUAGCCCAGGCUGAUCUCGAACUCGCAAUGAUCCUCCUGCCUCAGCCUCCCGUGGCCAGGAUUUCAACCAUAACCCCUCUGCUCCUUUAGGUCCAGAGCCUCAGGAGGACGAGGAGGGCGCUGAGAGUUGUGUUUGGACUGCGGGUUUCGGAGCCAGACUGCCAUCGCCUGCUCCUCAGCAUCUCUGUGACCUGGGGCACGGACAGCCUCGGUGCCUCAGUUUCCCCUUCUGGAAGACAAUGGCGACAACAGUGCCCACCUCCUCCGGGGUUUGGAGCCGGCGAUGGCAUCCGCGGAGCCCCUGCACAUAAGGACGCCCCUCCGUGACAGCAUGGCCUUGUCCAAAGUGGCCGGCACCAGUGUCUACCUCAAGAUGGACAACGCCCAGCCCUCCGGCUCCUUCAAGAUCCGGGGCAUCGGGCACCUCUGCAAGAAGUGGGCUGAGCAGGGCUGCGAGCACUUUGUCUGCUCCUCGGCGGGCAAUGCAGGCCUGGCCGCGGCCUAUGCCGCCAGGAAGCUGGGCACCCCCGCCACCAUUGUGGUGCCCAGCACGACGCCUUCCCUCACCGUCCAGAGGCUGAAGGACGAAGGUGCCAUCGUCAAGGUGGUGGGCGAGACAUUAGAGGAAGCGUUUGUGCUGGCCAAGGCGCUGGCCAAAAACAACCCAGGCUGGAUGUUCGUGCCCCCCUUCGAUGACCCCCUCAUCUGGGAAGGCCACACGUCCGUCGUAAGAGAGCUGAAGGAGGCGCUGAGUGCAAAGCCGGGCGCCAUCGUUCUGUCGGUGGGCGGCGGGGGCCUGCUGUGCGGUGUGGUCCAGGGGCUGCAGGAGGUGGGCUGGGGGGACGUGCCCGUCAUCGCCAUGGAGACCAUCGGCGCCCACAGCUUCCACGCCGCCACCGCCGCGGGCAAGCUCGUGACCCUGCCCAAGAUCACUAGCGUCGCAAAGGCCCUGGGCGUGAACACAGUGAGCAUGCAGGCCCUCAAGCUCUUUCAAGAACACCCCAUCUUCUCUGAGGUCAUCUCCGACCAGGAGGCCGUGGCUGCCAUUGAGAAGUUUGUAGAUGAUGAGAAGAUCCUGGUGGAGCCCGCCUGCGGGGCAGCUCUGGCCGCAGUCUACAGCCACGUGGUCAGGAGGCUGCAGGCCGAGGGCAAGCUGCAGGCCCCGCUGCCCUCCCUCGUGGUCAUCGUCUGUGGGGGCAGCAACAUCAGCCUGGCCCAGCUGCAGGCGCUCAAGGAACAGCUGGGCAUGAACGGGAUGCCCAAGGGAGAACCCGGCCCGGUGCCCUCACCCUGAACAGGACUUGGGGUCUGGGGUGUUCCUAUCCCUGGUGGCCCCUUAAUGUCACCGGCGAGACUGUGACCUGGACCUCUUGGGGGACCGUGUGACCACUCUGUGAAUGUCCUCGGUCACAAGUAACUCAUCAGGUCCCCCAGAGCAGGGUGGCACAGGGGUCCCCCAUGCAAGGUGGUCCUGCCCCAGGCUUUCCCCAUCCGAGACUGAGCCCUGUCUCAUCCGUUCUCCAGGAAGCCCGGCUCCACCCUAACUCGUUUUUCUAAUGUGCACUUUUUCACUGAGAAAGAAAAAUAUAUAUUUAUGAAGCAAAGA